This is a messenger RNA of Symbiodinium sp. CCMP2592, 1113 nucleotides long. NCBI's taxonomy places the organism in Eukaryota, Dinophyceae, Suessiales, Symbiodiniaceae. The record is from the annotation of a GenBank genome assembly.
AUGGACGCUGCAACGACCAAGGCUAUGCGGGUGGCAUCUUUCCUUUGGGACACCGUCAGUGUCUUGCAUGGCUUGAAGGCAGAGGUGGAGUCCCAGGGAUCAUGGCUGGAUGACACCAUUGUCGUGGACAUGACCCUAUCCCAAACUUCGGAGCUGCAGCGGGUGAGAUAUGGACCACAGGGCAUAACUCUUGAUCCGACAGAGGGUCAAACUAUGGAGAAACCCGAUUUGCUUCUCUGGGCGAUCGAUAAGAAGAAGGACUACGCAAACAUGGAGGCUUUGUCUGAGAAGAUAAAGCAGCUGAAGCCUCGAUACAUUAUGGCUUUCUCCAAGAAUGACUUGACUCAAGAAGUGGCAGGGGCCAAGCUACAGUUCAGCCGGUUGAUUCAUGCUGCCGAAUGGGGAGUGUCCAUGGCUGGCCCUUGGCGAGCUGUGCUGGUCUUUGCGACCGAAUCUUCUUUGCCAACGGCUGCCACCGUCUACGAUGCCAUCCUGAGCGAGGCCGGCAAGCAGGAGAAAGAAAACUUCAGUUCCAUUCUGCUCGGCAAGUCCGCCUACAGACAUCGAAAGCAGACAAAAGCAUCCAAAAAACGCCCUCUCGAAGACGAUGCUGCCAUGGAACCCGCUGAGCCUGUGAAGGACCCUGAGAACAAGGAGGAAGAUGAAUUCAGCAAGCUGAGGGGUGUGGUUUUGCCUGAGGAUUGGAAAGCUCCGGAAGAGACGCCCUCCGCCCUUGAAGGCUUCUCGGCGACUCAGUCAAAGAAUGCCUACGUCAUGAUGCACCAGAUCCAGAAGCUCCCGAUGCCUGCAUUGAUGGUAUUCUCGUCGCGGAAGGUGCUAUCGACAAUGGCUUCCGUGGAUAUGGCCCUGACAAUCCGCCAGGACAUCGUUCUGCCCGCAAUGGCGGCCACCCAGGACAGCUCCGACAAGAAGCCAUUCGUUCGAGAGAUUUUGCCGAUGGAGAUCUUCAUGGCCAAGCAGUGGGAUGGUGAGCUUUUUAAUAUGUCCUUCGUGAGCCCUUCCACUGCAGACGUGGCCGCCAGUCUAGCACCCAUGAAGCCAAUGUUAGUGGCUCUGUUGGUUGCAAUUGCCGCCCAAGAAUGUGAUUUCUGA